Messenger RNA from Rhipicephalus microplus (southern cattle tick), 1343 nucleotides. Its product is annotated as serine/arginine-rich splicing factor 1A. Gene Ontology annotation, molecular function: mRNA binding. Gene Ontology annotation, cellular component: cytoplasm; nucleus. NCBI's taxonomy places the organism in Eukaryota, Metazoa, Arthropoda, Arachnida, Ixodida, Ixodidae. The record is from RefSeq and is a predicted model, not a curated record.
UAUCGCGAGAAAACGCGACGGGGAGGCGACAGUCUUGCGAUUGCGCAGCAAAAAACGUCUUCGUGUACUUAGCGUUCCAUCGGUGGCAAUCCUUCGACAUCAUGUCUUUCCGAGGAAACGAAUGCAGGAUCUACGUCGGAAAUUUGCCCCCGGACAUCAGGAGCAAGGAUAUUGAGGAUUUGUUUUACAAAUUCGGCAAGAUAACUUUCAUCGACUUGAAGAACCGCAGGGGUCCGCCAUUCGCUUUUGUUGAAUUCGACGACCCCAGAGAUGCAGAGGAUGCGGUGCAAGCCCGAGAUGGCUAUGACUAUGAUGGCUACCGCUUGCGUGUGGAAUUCCCCCGGGGCUCUGCACCCGGGCGAGGCAGCAUGGGACCCGGCAGGGGCAGAGGUCCUCCUGCCCGGAGGUCCCAGUACAGAGUUCUUGUUUCAGGUUUGCCCCCUAGUGGCAGCUGGCAGGACCUGAAGGAUCACAUGCGGGAGGCUGGUGAUGUUUGCUAUGCUGAUGUGUUCAAGGAUGGUACUGGUGUCGUGGAGUUCCUCCGAUAUGAGGACAUGAAAUAUGCUGUCAAGAAGCUGGAUGACUCGCGCUUUCGGUCCCAUGAGGGUGAAGUGUCGUACAUCAGGGUGCGUGAAGACUACAGCAGCCGCUCGCGCAGCCGAAGCCGCAGCUACUCUCCACGCCGCUCUCGUGGUUCUCCCACGUACUCUCCAGCCCGCCGGUCUGGGUCACGAACACCAUCACUCCGCUCCUGCUCGCACUCCAACUGAACUGGGAACAUUUUGAGGUCUGAUGUACGAUGGACAGCAUUGUGCGCUCCACAGGCAACCUUUCCGACCAGGGUUUUUUUUUUUUUUUUUUUGUGAAUCAUUGUAGCUUCAUUACUUUUGUUUUCUUGCAUUGCUGUGGUUGAUCCAAAGUGUUGUUGCACUGUGUAAUUUCGGGCCGUAGCAUUGGGUACCAUCCCAUCAUUGUUCAAAAUCCGGAAGGUCAGCUGUCCGCUGUUAGAAAUUUUUUACUCCAAAGUAGAGUUCCCAGGCAAUCAUUGAUGCUGAGCAUUAGCAACUGGCUUCCAGCUUUAUUAGAGUAGUCAGAAUUAGCACCUGUCAUACUAAUUCUAUGUCCAAAUGAUUUUCGUGCAUAUGCAUAGAUUAAUUUUUGUUCUUUAUUCAAGUACUGCUUAAAUUGUCGCUUUUGUAGUGUGGGAAUGUCAUUUUUGCAUCACCAUUUCAUUAGCCCCCGUUUUGUGACAAGCCAUGUACAGAUUGUUUUUCACCUUUAUUCUUGUCACCAGAGUAGCGCACAUGUAGAAAUCGUAUGCAUACACAUGCACUUUCAGCCUG